AGGUCGAAUGAGAUCGCUGCCGCCGAGGCGCUGAUGGAGGAGCAGAAUGCUGCGAUCCUGGAGUACAAGGCUCACAUCAAGGAGCUCACGGACCGCAUCCAGGAGCUGGAUGAGGACGUUGGCCGUUGGAAGAAGGACUCCAAGUCCAUCACCGACGUGCGUGAGAUGGAGCGGUCGGACUACGACACGACGCUGCAGGACUACUCGGAGUCCCUGGACGCGCUGAGCGGUGCCAUCGCGGUGCUCAAGAAGCGCUCCGCCAACGUGGCGCAGCCGGAGAGCGAGACGUGGCAGGGCGCCGCGCUGGUCCAGAUGAAGCGCGUCGCCGCGCUGUGCCCCGCCCCAGG
Prorocentrum cordatum is the source of this 347-nucleotide messenger RNA. The record is from the annotation of a GenBank genome assembly. Lineage: Eukaryota; Dinophyceae; Prorocentrales; Prorocentraceae.